Molecule: messenger RNA, 558 nt
Organism: Protopolystoma xenopodis
Lineage: Eukaryota; Metazoa; Platyhelminthes; Monogenea; Polystomatidea; Polystomatidae
Source: the annotation of a GenBank genome assembly
AUGUGCGAUCGUAUGUCCCUUUAUUUAUCGAGCCUUGUCGGCUCGUUUGACCGUCUGUUUGCACAUCCGCCUCUGGUCCUUCCAGUCGUGUGCAUUCAUGUCAGAUGUGGGCAUUCUCUUGUCGCUUGUCCGCUUGCCGGCAUGUCUCUUCUGACGGUCGUUUGGUUUGAAGUCGAGUCCGCCAGCAAAGAAUGCACAAAAAUCAAGUUCUCGCAUCUGCUUCCUCGGCCUCGGCCCAACGCUCUGAUUAACACCGCACUAAAUCUUCCCUACACCCCUCGCCAUUCCAGACUUCACUCAUAUCGGCCGCAAUGCUGGCGUGUUUCUGAGGCCGCCACGACCGAGGGUAGCAACCGUGACACCGCCACGACAGGUACAACAUACCUGUUGACAAGGUCCCGGUGGAAAAUGACCACUUGUUGGUCGGCUGGUCGGCUGGUCGGCUGGUCGGUCUGUAUGAUGGCAAAGUGGGCCAGUCGUAUUGGUUUGUUGGUUCAGCCUCAUCCCAAAUGGGCCGAAUGGGCCGAAUGGGCCACGGGUCUCUUAAAUGGCAGAUGA